CGUUUCUAAGAGCCUGUUUUUCGGCAACAGUUUUUUCUGUUGUCCAAAACAAAAAGGAAAACUGGAAAUAGCGCACUUCCCAUGGCAAGUAAGUUUGACGGUUGAACCUCAGCCCCAAGCCCUAAUGUGAACUGUGGAUUAGGCUUAAGGGAAAACCGGAUUCCAUCAUAUCGGGAUUUGUGAUUGGAUUUAAUUUGAGGAAGCAUAUAGAUUAGAGUUUUCAGUUUUCUGCUUCAUUUCAUCGGGCGAAGAGGAGAUAAACUCACCUCCUAUGGCCUCACUUCACUUCCUUCUUCGCCCAUCCUCCAAUCCUAAUCCUAUCGCUUUACCCUCCAGAUCUCUACCGGUUCGAUGUGCCAACGAACGCCAGGCGCUGUUUAGCCGCAUUGCUCCUGUUUACGAUAAUCUGAAUGAUUUAUUUCUACCAUCAUUUUUUGGAUUUGUGUUGUGGAAGUGGGGAUUUGGCAUUUCUACUAUCAGAAAGAGUUGGGUCUGAUGGCAAGGUGAUAGGUUUUGAUUUCUCAAGGAAGCAAUUAUCGGUUGCUUCAUUGCGACAACACUUGCUCUCAAAAGCUUGCUACAAGAACAUUGAGUGGAUUGAGGGCGAUGCAAUUGAGUUGCCCUUUUCUGAUUGUUCUUUCGAUGCCAUUACCAUGGGUUAUGGGCUACGAAAUGUGUUUGAUAGAUGCAAGGCCAUGCAAGAGAUGUUUCGAGUCUUGAAACCAGGUUCUCUUUCUAGAAUGACUCUAUUUUGUUCUUGUGAGAGUGUGGAGAUAAGGGAUUUGGUGAAACUUGUUCUGUUAUUUGAUAAGGUUUGUCUUUUAUUUUUAUGAAAAUUUCAAGGUCAAGGGUAUCCAUCCUUGAUUUCAAUAAAAGCACUAAACCAUUUAUUACAUCAAUUAAGAUAUUGUUGAGAUAAGAGGUUUCAAUUUUGGGAGUAAUUAUGUUUUGAAUUAAAUUAAGAGGUGAAGUUAGUUGCUUUGUAUAACAUUCAUAAGACGUUUUGAUGUUUUUUUUUUUUAAUUCUUUUUUAUGAUUCCUCAUGCACUAGUUGUCAUAAUGAGAUUCAUUUCUUUGAUUGAGUGUUCU
Molecule: messenger RNA, 1089 nt
Organism: Vitis vinifera (wine grape)
Lineage: Eukaryota; Viridiplantae; Streptophyta; Magnoliopsida; Vitales; Vitaceae
Product: 2-phytyl-1,4-beta-naphthoquinone methyltransferase, chloroplastic
Exons: 4
Coding region: 411-833 (140 amino acids)
Molecular function (GO): methyltransferase activity
Source: RefSeq, a predicted model, not a curated record